AUGUCUCCAUCAAGAGGAGUUUCCGAGCUACAAUCGCCGACCUCUGAAGCAACCACUGAAGCCCAGGCUGAAGUCCGUUCCUCCUCGGCCCUUAAAUCAGCGAAACAAAACAUACAAUUCCUCUUCUCCCCCGAUUCUCCCAAUGCGCCGCGUCCCGCACGUCUUCGAACCCGCGCCCUCCUCCGAUCGCUGCGCUACAUUGGUGUGUUCGUGUUCUGGCGCAUUGUUCGAUAUGCAAAAUAUGCCCUUGUUGGUAGCGUUGUCGCAGCUAUAGGAGCGACCGCGUUUGGAGGCGCGAUCAGUGGUGCCGCGUUUCUACUUGCACCACCGACGCUUGCGACGAGUGCUGGUGUAGGUCUGAUUUGGGCGAUGGGGAAAUGGGGGUUCAGAAAGCUGCGGGUCAAAGAUAUGGCCGCUGUCGAAAUGAAAGACAGUCAUAAGAAGACCGUUGUUGAUGGGCAAUAUAGAGACGUAUCGGGCCCAACGGCUGUUCCAUGGUGA
Glarea lozoyensis ATCC 20868 is the source of this 501-nucleotide messenger RNA. RefSeq lists its product as uncharacterized. The coding region runs from base 1 to 501 and encodes 166 amino acids. The transcript has a single exon. Lineage: Eukaryota; Fungi; Ascomycota; Leotiomycetes; Helotiales; Helotiaceae. The record is from RefSeq and is a predicted model, not a curated record.